Molecule: messenger RNA, 966 nt
Organism: Mesorhabditis spiculigera
Lineage: Eukaryota; Metazoa; Nematoda; Chromadorea; Rhabditida; Rhabditidae
Source: the annotation of a GenBank genome assembly
AUGUUGGGGCUGAAAUGGAAAAGGCGCAAACAAGUUUAUUUCGGCAUAGAAAUGCUGGAGCACGCCUGUGUCCCGUCGCUGCUGCUGCGCCCCCACAUCCAUCGAGGGUACCGUCCCCUGCAUCAGCCCCACAUCUACUACUGGAGCAGCAUCUUUGGCAUUAACGUGUGGACACAUCUGGUGCCGUUCAUCAUCAUCGUCUGCGGCUAUCUGCUGCCCGAAUGGAGAUGUACAGAGCCCAGUUCAACCCUGAUCCUGUUGUACAUCGGGGUGGCGGCGCUGCUCGGCUGCAGCACCCUCGCCCAUUUAAUGCACUCCCGUUCGCACGUGGAGCACUUCUUCUGGUGGACCGUCGACUUUUCCGGCAUCGCCAUUUGGAUGGUAGUGACGGGGAUGGUGGCGUGGAUGGUGGCCGACGAUAAGGGGCGCCCUUUUGAUGUGAUGUACCCGUUGAUUCUGGUGUUGCUGGCCGGCAUCCAGUUCUUCUCCACCGCCUACCUCUUCAUCGCCUAUCCCGAAUGGCCGGCAAGACAUCUGAUCCGUAUGCUCACCUGCACGUCGGUGGCCAUCUGGGUGAACGCGCCGAUCGCCUACGGCUUAUUGCGAGCCCUUUUCACGUGGGAGUUCACCACCUCGCAGUUGCUCCACUGGCGCUCCAUCGCCUGGCUGGCCGCUUCCGGCGUUUUUAUGGGCGGUAACGUGCCGGAGCGAUGGUUCCCCGGGCGAUUCGAUCUACUCGGCUAUGGGCAUCAGUUCUUCCACCUUUGCAUCAACAUGGUCAACUGGAAUCUGAUCGAGGCGACCAAGGUCGAUUUGGAGACGCGACACGGCGUCCCGUCACAGCAACGCGUCGAGGCCAUGAAAUGGGUGAUGGUCGUCUGGCUGGCCAUCGUCGUCGGCGUCAACAUCUACCUGCUCAAGUUGACCCACACACUUCACGCUCAUCGCGACAAGCAGGAAAAGGAG